This is a messenger RNA of Blastomyces dermatitidis ER-3, 2772 nucleotides long. RefSeq lists its product as uncharacterized. The record is from RefSeq and is a predicted model, not a curated record. The coding region runs from base 967 to 2310 and encodes 447 amino acids. Gene Ontology annotation, molecular function: glycosyltransferase activity. The transcript is spliced from 2 exons. Gene Ontology annotation, cellular component: membrane. Lineage: Eukaryota; Fungi; Ascomycota; Eurotiomycetes; Onygenales; Ajellomycetaceae.
CCGAUGUUGAGAAUAAUUAAUUGCAACUUUGCAAAGAACUGAUUACAAAAAGCUCCUUGUGAAAAAUGUUUGUCUUCUCUACUACAGAAAGAUCCCGUUUCUUUAGAUGUUCUUGUCAGCUUCGUCUAUACUGUCCCGCCACCCAAGAGCGCUCUCGUGUAAGAAUUCUAGGGUAGUUUGAAUAAUCUUCGCCACUUUUACUUCACUAUUGCUUGGACACGAAGAGGUUCUUGAAAUAUGUACAGUACAUAUAUUUUGAUUGCUCUUGAUUCCCUAAAAUUUAAUUCUUUUUUUGCUCGAAGUUGUCUUUACUAUAUUGCGAUAUAGGAACGGAUUUUCAUAAUAUUCUAUGGUUGAAAACCUAUUGUUGAUCUACUAGAUAGUUCGCAUCUUCCAGGAUGUCACAAACAGGCGACACUACUAGCUACUACCACUACUAGUUAUAUAGCAGGCAGCUAUAUUUGGACAAACUGUCGUUUCAUAGAUUUACUUGUGGAUAGAGCCAUAGCAUGUAUAUCACACAGCGCCACAGGGCACUGGGAUGUUGGCAUCGGAUUUGCCCUCCAAAGACCAGCUAUGUCACUGGACAAACUACCCGGGGUAUUUUUUAACCCCACGAGGGAUUUCCAUCCAUCAACAUACUCAGCUGUAGGGAUUUUACUUUCAUUGCAGAUUGAAGGGUUCUGUUCGCCGUGAAAGUCAGUCCUUUUGGUUGGCAUCCCGACGGCUGAGUCGGACACGCCAAGACGUGGACCGGCGGAAGGACGGGAUAGGAGUAUGGAAUCUACAUCCAUCCAUCCAUAUAUAGUAGUAGUGCUGACGUCGCUGGGGAGCGGGAGACGUGUGAACCUCGACUUCGCCAUUGUCCCGCACGGUAUUACUCACUACAUUGUCUCUAUCUCUUCAGCAAACAAUGUGCACUGGUGGACUCACAUCGGAAUUAGUUAGCCCCCAUUUCAUGGAAUCAUGGAAUGCCGCCGCUACGGAUACAGGCCUUCACGACGAUGGAUCUACCUGGCUACCCUCGUUUUUAGCGUCCUAGGAGGCGGCUAUCUGUUCUUGCGGACGCAUGGCGCUACACAUUAUCAAGAACUGAAACUCAUCGCGCCGUUUAAUUUUCUUUUCCCUUCCCCUCCGGAACACGCCGAAUGCCCCUCGAUUCGGGGUCUAGAUGACAUCCACGUCAUCCUGAAGACCGGCGCGACUGAGGCCCUGGCGAAACUUCCGGUCCACCCCAACACCACCUUACGGUGUAUCCCUCACUUUACUAUAUUUUCCGACUACGAAGAGGAGAUCUCCGGGCUCCAUAUCUAUGAUGUGCUCCGUGGGGUUAAUGACACGAUGAAAAACACGCGUCCCGAAUUCAAACUAUAUACUAGCCUACAAGAGUCAGGGAGGGAGGUCCUAUCGACGUGGAAUGUGACAGACGAUGAGAGCACCCCUCGCGGAAAGCCGAACAAUCCAGGCUGGGUCUUGGACAAAUGGAAGUUCCUCCCCAUGAUGCACGAGACACUCCAAGUCCGCGCAGACGCCAAUUGGUAUGUCUUCAUGGAGGCUGACACGUACAUCAUCUGGCCGAACUUACUCGCGUGGCUGCGCCAAUUCGACGCGGAUAAACCGUAUUACCUAGGCUGUCCGGUGCAGCUUUACAACAACGUUUUCGCUCACGGAGGAUCGGGAUUCGUUCUCUCCCGCGCGGCGCUGAAACGCGUUACGGAAUUCCACUCCACCCGCGUGGAGGAGUGGGAUGAAUUUACCGCUCGGGAAUGGGCGGGUGACUACGUGCUGGGCAAGGCAUUAAUGGACGGAGGUAUUGGCUUGCACUGGUCGUGGCCCAUGUUGCAGGGCUCGACGCCAUGGAGCUUGGACUAUAUGUCAAAAAGAUAUGACAAUUUCCCCUGGUGCUACCCUCCGGUAACCUACCACCAUAUGACUCCAGAUGAUAUUCGGGCGAUUUGGGACUUUGAGAGGAAUUGGCGCAGGGGGAAGAAUGGAAAUACGCUCGUCCUGCAUCGCGAUGUUUUUCAACAACUCGUCCAGCCGGGGUUCCGCAAACGCGAGCAAGAUUUGGAUAAUGAGUCGCCUGAUAUUGUCGAAAACGUGGGGAACGAAAAGGAUUGUGCUCAACGCUGCGUCGACGAUGUUAAAUGCUUCCAAUACUCCUACGAGCCGGGAAAUUGCCGGACGUCGAAGUUGGCGAAGGUUGGUGUCAGGAAACCUGGGGUUGUUUCAGGCUGGAUGGUCGAAAGGAUCAAUCAGGCGACGAAGAGCCUGGGUUCAUGUGAAGAGAUAAAAUGGAUUCGCCCAUGAGAGAUUAUAUAAAAUCAUGUGCCGGUAUAUUUUCCUAUCGAGCGAUCGUCGGGAAGCGCAGCAUACUUAAAAAUUAGGCCGACAUAAAAAACAAAGGACCUGUAUAAUAAAUAUAAUAUAAUGAUAAAAAAUUUAACGAAAUGGCUGAGAAAUGCCAGUCAGUCAUCAUAUCUUGCAGACCAGGUCGUCCCAGCACCGAGGUUCUCCGUAAUUUUAGAAGUGCUAUAACUACUAGCUUUCAACAUUGCAGAGUGAGGAGCGGAAGAAGUCAGAUAGGUAAAGGAAUCACCUAUGGAUAUCCGUGACAGCACAUCCAACCAGCAUGAGGGGGGAUAAGCGACGCAGCGGAGUAAAUGGAAGGAUGAAUGUAAAUAAUGAGACUUUUAAGAAUUCGGGGAGAAGCAAGAGAAACGCAAGCAGUGAGAGAAAGUAGAGAUGCUCCGAAAGCUGGACUGACUUAAA